Molecule: messenger RNA, 345 nt
Organism: Mesorhabditis belari
Lineage: Eukaryota; Metazoa; Nematoda; Chromadorea; Rhabditida; Rhabditidae
Source: the annotation of a GenBank genome assembly
AUGUCCGGACUCCAAAUUUUCCUCUUUUCACUCAUUUUCGUCGCUCUCUUCCAAUCGAGCAAUUGCAAACCAUCCCAUCAUCACAAACGCGCAGUCCAAUCAUCAAGCUCGGAAGAAUCGAAAUCAGAAGAGAAUCAAAUCUCCCAGUUCAAAAUCGUUCACCCAAUCCCAACAAUUUACGACCGAAUGUGCUUCUUCUCGAGUCUCGGAUGUCUUUUGCCAAAAGGCGCUGAGGUCCCGAGAUUCCAUGUGAUUCGCUCUACAGAUGCCCAUCAACCGAGCAAACCCCGUCACAACCGUACUCACCAAAAAACCCGACGACGUGCUCCAGUUGACAGCCAGUUC